Messenger RNA from Vicia faba (fava bean), 1662 nucleotides. NCBI's taxonomy places the organism in Eukaryota, Viridiplantae, Streptophyta, Magnoliopsida, Fabales, Fabaceae. The record is from the annotation of a GenBank genome assembly.
AUGGCUACCCAAGAAGCUUUGUUAGACAAGCCAAGAAAAUCGAUUCCAAAAACAUUUUGGUUAAUCCUCUCUUUAGCUGCUAUCAUAAGCUCAUCAGCCCUUAUUGUUUCUCAUCUCAACAAACCAACUUCCUUCUUCCACCUCUCAUCUGCUCCCAAUCUGUGUGAGCAUGCUCUUGAUAUAGAAGCAUGCUUAACUCAUGUAUCUGAAGUUGUUCAAGGCCCAACCUUGGCUAGCACAAAACACCACAAAUUGAGCACACUCAUAUCCUUAUUAACCAAGUCCACCACACACAUUCAAGAAGCCAUGAACAGAGCCAAUGCUAUAAAACGCCGAGUUAACGGUCCUAGAGAGGAGGCAGCCUUGAAUGACUGUGAAGAACUUAUGAACUUGUCCAUGGAAAGAGUUUGGGACUCAGUGUUGACUCUAACAAAAGAUAACACGGACUCGCAACAAGAUGCACACACAUGGCUGAGUAGUGUGCUCACAAACCAUGCAACUUGCUUGGAUGGUUUAGAGGGUACAUCUCGGGUCGUGAUGGAAAGUGAACUUGAGGACUUAAUAUCAAGAGCUAGAUCUUCUCUGGCCGUGCUUGUUUCCGUUUUACCCGAAAAGAAUAACGACGCAUUCAUUGAUGAAUCAUUGAACGGUGAGUUUCCCUCAUGGGUAACAAGUAACGAUCGAAGGCUUUUGGAGUCUUCGGUUGGGGACAUAAAUGCCAAUGUUGUGGUGGCUAAAGAUGGUAGCGGUAAGUUCAAAACUGUGGCUGAGGCCGUGGCAUCGGCACCUAACAAAGGUAAGACGAGGUAUGUUAUCUAUGUGAAAAAGGGAACCUACAAAGAGAAUGUUGAAAUCAGUAGUCAGAAGACGAAUGUGAUGCUCCUCGGUGACGGUAUGGAUGCAACAAUUAUCACAGGCAGCUUGAAUUUUGUUGACGGAACAGGCACCUUCCAAACUGCAACUGUCGCUGCUGUUGGGGAUGGGUUUAUAGCUCAGGACAUUGGAUUCUAUAACACGGCAGGCCCAGAGAAGCACCAGGCGGUUGCUCUCCGCGUCGGUUCUGAUCAAUCCGUCAUCAACCGCUGUCGCAUUGACGCAUUUCAAGACACUCUCUACGCACACUCCAACCGACAGUUUUACCGCGAUUGUUUCAUUACGGGUACUAUUGAUUUUAUCUUCGGAAAUGCAGCUGCUGUGUUCCAAAAGAGCAAACUCGUGGCCCGGAGGCCCAUGAGUAACCAAAAAAACAUGGUCACAGCCCAAGGUCGAACAGACCCAAACCAGAACACUGCAACUUCAAUUCAGCAGUGUGACAUAAUACCAAGCACGGAUCUCAAACCUGUCCUAGCCUCCAUCAAAACAUACCUAGGCCGACCAUGGAAAGCCUACUCCAGGACAGUUGUGCUGCAGUCCCCGAUAGGCAACCACAUUGACCCAGCAGGAUGGGCUGAAUGGGAUGACGCGAGUAAGGCCUUUCUCAAAACAUUGUAUUACGGAGAGUACCAGAACAGUGGACCGGGUGCUGGUACCGCCAAAAGAGUGAACUGGCCUGGUUAUCAUAUCCUAAAUACCGCAGAGGCAAAUAAGUUUACAGUAACACAGCUCAUCCAAGGUAAUGUUUGGUUGAAGAGCACAGGGGUGGCCUUCAUCGCAGGCCUGUAG